Messenger RNA from Coregonus sp. 'balchen', 6202 nucleotides. NCBI's taxonomy places the organism in Eukaryota, Metazoa, Chordata, Actinopteri, Salmoniformes, Salmonidae. The record is from the annotation of a GenBank genome assembly.
AUGAUGUCACACCUUCUGUCCCCAAGUGACUUCGGUACCAGCCUCAAGGACCGUGAGUAACUACCAAUACACAGACACACACAUGGAGACACACAAAUACAUGUAACUGUGAUGAUGUCACCUGCAGUUGAGUCAGUGUGAUGGCCAUACUCAGACAAUGCUUUUGGUAAUGCAUAUGGCUGUUUUAUAUAGGCAUGCAUUGCAUUUAGUUACUCAAAACACACCGACAUAGGACCAGGGAAAUCUUCAGUGAAUUGCUUUUUAUCACAGGAAUAAUCUGGGUCUGGGAAAGCAGAGUUGGAAAGGCUGAUUCAUUAGAUGCUUUUUUACCCAGAUAGAACAUUCAUGUGCCUCUGUUUACUGCAUUAGCCAUACAUGCACACAGUAAAAAACAUUAUGUGGAUUCUGAUGCAAAUACAUUUGAUUUGAUUUGAUGCAAGCAGUGUCGUGUAGAGAUUUUCCACUGUAUUGAGCUACAGUAGGCAUAAUCACCUUUAAUGCAUUUGAUUUUAAUGAAACUUUUUCACUCAAAGGUAAGUUUGUUGUUCUUGUUCAUCAGGAUGCAUGGCUAGCCUGCCAUGACCUGAAGCCAUCUCUGCAGCCUUGGCAGGUAGGGUUAGAGUUGAGUGGUUGUGUGGUGUCCCCUUUUCCUAAUUCAGUUCGAACAAACUCAGCCUGGGAAUGUUCAGUUACAGAAACAGGUUAUUUCCACAAACAUACACACAAACAUGCACACACUCACAUGUAUAACUGUGGCCAAGACUAUAGACGGACGGUAGAUGUUAUCAGAAGUUAAACAAGGUUUUAAUGGGCUGUCUCUACAUUAAUUAAGAGAAAUAUAUCUACAGUCCAUUCCAACAGUGUCCGCUUCAUACCCUUAUUAAGUCAGCUAGAGGUUCUGUAGAGUAGCUUUGUGGUGCUGAGUCUAGCUGACUUCCUGUGUCUAGUUCUGUGCCCUCAAUUGCUGUCGUUAUUGAAACUCUAAAUCACCCUGACCUCUUAUCCCCCUGAACCCCAGAAUGACUCCUUAUCCCCCAAGCUCUUCAUGCAUCAUUGUGUUUCUACCACAGGCACAGGACAUCUCUGAAACUCUGUCAUCCUGACAUGUGGCUUGUUGUAAAGCCCUGAGGACUCUUUUAGAUGUAUUUUAAUGUGACAAUCAUCAGGCCUAUUUGCAGACUUUCAUUAUUGUGGUGUGUGUGUGUGUGUGUGUGUGUGUGUGUGUGUGGGAGUGCAUGCGUGUGGGUGUGCGUGUGUGCGUGACCUCAGUGAACAUUGUGGCCAUGUUGCGUAACUUUUGGGAGCAGAAACAGGUGAAGGGGUCCAACAGCCAAUCAGAGGACUCGGUGAAGGGCUCUGUCAGCCAAUCAGAGGGCUUAUUGUUGUAUGAGUCUGCCCCUUCCCCAGGACCCCCUUACAUCUGCUACGUCACUCUACCUGGAGGAAGCUGCUUUGGAAACUAUAAGGUGACUGACAUUAUAACCAUCACAACCACAGCUACCUAAGCCACCUAAACCAGCACUACUCACAAAACAUUAUCGAGUUCCACUGUGGUGGAAAGCUAGGGUUGUUGUGGACAGGGGUAUGGGUGAGGUGGGGAAAGGGUUGGGGGUGGGUAGGGGUGAAGUGGGGGGUUAGGGUUGGUGGUAGGGGUUAGGGUUGGGGGUAAGGGUAAGGGUAGGGGUAGAGGAGAGGUGGGGGUAAGAGUUGGGGGCCAGGUGGUUAUUUCAUUAUCUCAAUGACAGGAGCCCACCAUGGAGUAGAGACAGUGUUUCCAUAGUGCAGCCAAAGACCACCACUGAGCAGCUUUAAAGGUGCUCUGUCAUUAGUGUGAGUGAGAAAACACCUGUCUGGACAGGAGUGCUGCUCAGCCUUGCUGUGGGUCUGAAUGGUGUGUGGAGGGUCUCAUUACUGCACAGCCCCUAAAGAGAGGUCCUUCAUCUAUACCCCUCAGACCCUGGGCAGUACACACACACAGCCUCUCAACCUGCUUUGAUGAUUUUAUUCAGCUGGAAUCCCGUGAUGCUUUUCAAAGGGCUCAUUGUGGCUCACACAGCCUCCCAAAUGGUGAGGCCCCAAAUGCCUUCUGAUUGGUUCAGCUGCCUGUGAUGUCAUAAUCUGAUUCCACAUUUGAUUGCUAAUCCCAUGAUUUGCUUUUAUAAACUCUCACAUGUUGAAGAAAGUAAUGAGAAACUAACCCAAGCAGAGGCAUUUUCUAGAUGGCCUUUAUUUCUGUUCCAGUCAAUCAUAUUCAUGCAAACAGUAAUCCCUCAUAAGCAGACUACUUAAACAUAAAUGGUACAGUAGCUCUGUCAUGAUACAACGGGAUGCGUGAGGUAACGAGCAGCAUAAGUUACGGUGCUUUGGACAAAUCAUGAUUUCACAGGUGUUUUCUUAUUUAUUUAUUUGUUGUAUUAUUUACCCAUCCACCUUCGGAGGACAAAUAUAUAUAUUUAUAUAUUCUUUUACAGCUUUUCUGCUACAUAUACAUACAUUUUACAUAUACAUUUUACAUACAUGGUACUUUUAUAUAAAGCAGUCACAUAACAAUAAUACAUUACCAAACAUAAACUCUUUAAUCCCACCCCUCAGCCCUUUCCACCUAUCACCAUAGAACACCCUCGUUUGGUUUCCAUGUGCCAUAUAUUUUUCACUUGUGCUGUGAUGUUUUACAUACAUUUUGAACCUUUCUAAUCGUAUAGUAUCCACAGAUUGUGAGCUAAAGAUGAAAACCUUUCCUACGAGUAUUAUUAUAUUAUUUAUUGACUGACUAGGGCUUUCCAAAUCGCCCAACACUGCUAUUUGUAAGGUUAAUUUUAAGUGAAUGUUGUGAUUCUUUUACCAUUCCUGGACCUGUGACGAGAAACAAGCUACAUAGGGGCAAUACCAGAAUAAAUUAUCUAGUGAUUCUGUCUCUUCGCAGCAAAAUCUACAGAGCUGAGAUUGUUGUAUGCCCCAUAUAUUUAGCAUUCUGUUGGUGGCAAGAAUUUUAUAUAAUUAUUUAAAUUGAAAAACUCGGAAGUGUUGAAUCAAGUGUUGUUUUUUGUACCAGUUCAUAAACCAUAUGCCAUUGAAUCGGUACAUCGAAAAUCUCUUCCCAUUUAUUUUGCAACCUGUAUGGUGCAGCUGUCAACAUUUUUGUCCUCAAAUGAAACUGGUAUAUUUUUCUAUUUAUGCCAAUUCCUUUCAGCCAAUUUGUAUCUUUAAUAUAUGGCAGGUAAACAAGUUCCCUACCUUCUCCCUUUUCCACAAGCCUCCUCCAUUUUUUGUGGUAAUGCUGCAAUCAGUUGGUUGUAAAUUUGGAUUGAGAAGACAUUCCCAUAUAUUUUCAAUAGCUGCAUAUGUGACAUAACUCCACCGUUUAUAUUAAUUAUAUCAUUAAUAAAUAUAUUACCAAUUUUAAACAUUUUAUUAAGAAUGUUUUUCUAUUAAUCAGUAUAUUUGAGUUUAACCAUAACAUUUGUUGUAAUUUUUGUUCUAUCUUUUCUGGAGGAUAAAACUGAAAUUGUAACCAGCUUUGUAUGGCUUGUUUAAGAAAAGGCGAUACUUUAAACAGGUGUUAGCAUCCUUUGAAUUUCGGAAGGGGAGGGGACAUUUGUCCCAUAGACUUGCCCAAUAACUUGGAAAGAGAGAAGGUGGAGCUCUUCAUUCUGGUUCAGAUCCUCGUUCUAUCUCUUCUCUUAACACGUAUGGACCCAGAACAAAAUCGAGCAUCUUACCAAUUACGCGAGACUUUGGUUCUGGGUUGACCGAGAUUAUGCAAACAGUGAUCAUCUCAAACCAACAACACUGCAAAUAUAAUUUACACAGUGGGACUUAUGUCUCCCUCUUUUCUCUCCACUUCCUCUCUCUGCCAACCUCCCACCUAUUUCUGUCUCUCUGUAGGAGUGUGAGACCCAGGCGGAAGCUCGUAGGGAUGCGGCGCGUGUCGCUCUGAUGAACUCUCUAGUGAACGAGCUGCCGUCUAGACUAAUCACUCCUCUUUUCAUCACACACAGCCUGCAGGAGGCUGCCUCCGCCAGCACCGUGAGUCUAGCACAGGACUAACUCUAGCACAGGACUAACUCUGGCACAGGACUAACUCUGGCACAGGACUGACUCUAGCACAGGACUAACUCUGGCACAGGACUAACUCUGGCACAGGACUGACUCUAGCACAGGACUAACUCUGGCACAGGACUAACUCUAGCACAGGACUAACUCUGGCACAGGACUGACUCUAGCACAGGACUAACUCUGGCACAGGACUAACUCUAGCACAGGACUAACUCUGGCACAGGACUGACUCUAGCACAGGACUAACUCUGGCACAGGACUGACUCUAGCACAGGACUAAUUCUGGCACAGGACUGACUAGCACAGGACUAACUCUGGCACAGGACUAACUCUGGCACAGGACUGACUCUAGCACAGGACUAACUCUGACACAGGACUAACUCUAAUUCACAACAACUAAGCAUCAGCAUGGCAGCAUGGAUAGGAUAGGAUAUCCUGAGUUAUUGAUUAUGAAAAGCUCUCUUCUAUGGGCUGAUAUCAGAUGUGUCAGUGUUUAAGUGUUGUGUUACUGUAUGUUGCAUCCAGGUCUCUGUGGAGGAUGCCUGUGAUCCUAGCACCAGUAUAGGAACCUAUUGUCUCCUGCUCCAGUCAUACACUGGCAGAACCAUGUUGGAGUUCCAGGUAAGGACAGGAUUAUCAUAGGAAUUUGUUAUAGGCUAAUUACUGUAUGUUAUAAUAUAUCUUUGCUGGUCUGAUAAUUAUUUUCUCUUGCACUACAAACAUGAUCUCAUACGGACUCUUUUUUUACUUUUUGCUGAACCUAUUCUUUGACCUCCACCACCUGUUCAAAGCACUAGCACUCGUUUCAUCGCACUAGUUCCAUCUGUUUCUGAUCAUUACCCUUAUCAUUUAUAACACCGUCUAUGGAUACAUGGCAGCCAUCCAGCCAGACAGUAUGCUCUCAAUCACAGCUUCAGCAGACAGGCUUGGAACAUAAAUGUUUCACGUAACUUUUCAAACUAAUCACACACAGUUUGGUUAGGGAUUAGAAACAUACUUUGAUAAUCUAUCAUCCCUUUCCUGCGUAAUUACACAAUUCAUACUUGUCAAGUUUCACUGAUAAUUUUGUAUGCCGUUCUUUUAUUGCUCAGGUCUAUUAGGGCUCUCUCUCUCUGCGCAGACGAGAGAGAGCGAGCGAGAGGAGGGAGAGAGUAGAGAGAGAGAGAGCGAGAGCUCUCUCUCUCUCCUCCUCUCUCUCGCCUCCCUCUCUCCUAUCCUCUCUUCUCUCAUCUCUCGCUCUCUUCUCUCUCUCUCUCUCUCUCUCAUCUCUCUCUCUCUCUCUCUCUCUCUCUCUCCUCUCUCUUCUCUCUCUCUCUCUAGGAGGGGAUGACGGUGUUUCAGUUGUUACACUGGAACGGGACGUUGAAGGUUCUAAGGGAGAGACAGUGUUCCCGCCAGGCAAGUCCCUCAUCUGGAUAUUCAGUUAUAUAACUGACCCUAUAAUCCUCUACCCCAUGGGUGGCCAAUCUUUGAUUUGUUUGAAUCAGGUGUGUUACUGCUUGGUUGUAACAAAAGUCUGCACCCACACUGGCCCUCUGCGGACAAGAUGGAUACACCCCUGCUAUUCUCACAUCAGAGGGUGCUACAUCAAGCGCACCGCCUGAUUGGUUAUUACUCUUUGCCCCCACAGAGUGUGAUUGGUUAUUACUCGCAGCGGGAACUGGAUGCCAGCAUGCGCAGCAGCAUGGCUCUGGAUUGGCUGGGCAGGGAGCGGCAGACUCCAAGGCUGCUGAGGAUGGAGCUACGAGCAGCACAGAGGGAACUGGACGUGGCUAGGCGUCAUGGCAAUGAACUCCGCUUCUACAAGGAGAAAACAGAGAUCCUUAGCCUGGCACUGAGUCAAGCAUUCACACACCAACCACACACAGAUUCACAAGAAUCACCUGAACCACACAUACACCACCAAUGAGUCGCACAUACACACACAAACUACAUGAACCACCUGAACCACACAUAAACUACGAACCAUUAACAAUCCAGACAAAGCCCCUGAUCCACACAUGAAACCCUGAACCACCAUACAUACACCCAGCUAAGCCUUUUUACAUAGAAAGUGAAUGUUGUCCCUGGUGGUAAAGAGAUCAACUCAACCAUAGAACCUGCGGGUGGAAUCAGAUGAGAACAACAGAUGCCGUGUUCACAUACU